Molecule: messenger RNA, 1904 nt
Organism: Caenorhabditis sp. 36 PRJEB53466
Lineage: Eukaryota; Metazoa; Nematoda; Chromadorea; Rhabditida; Rhabditidae
Source: the annotation of a GenBank genome assembly
AUGGUCGAAGGAGGCGUCACAAUAGUCAAAUAUCUCCUUUUUCUCGCCAAUCUCGUUCUAUGGGUACGGUAUUUCGAUUCGAACCUCCGACACGGACACUAUCCGUUUUCAGGUCGGUGGGCUAUCGCUGAUUAUUGUCGGCUCCAUUUUACAACUGAAAUACGACAAUGUGUUAGACAUAUUGGGCGACGAAAGGUACUCGAUCGUUUUGGGCUCACGGAGCACACCGUUUCCUGCAGGUUAGCCACCCCAAUCCUCCUGCUCGUCAUCGGCUCCUUGUGCACCCUUCUCGGCUUCCUCGGAUGCUGCGGAGCCAUUCGCGAGAACUACUGUCUGACCGUCUCGUUCGCCGUUCUCCUCGCUCUUCUAAUUGUGAGUUCAUUUGAAUUGAUGACGUAUAUCAGCUGCCUGUAGAGAUAUCAAAAAAUGGUCAACUGAUAAAAUGUUUAUUAGGACAUUGUGAACGUUUUGAUAUCAGUUGACGACUUUUUGAUUUCUCUACCGGCUGCUGAUAUAUCUUGAAUUAAAUUUUUUUGCCCAAUCUAUGCCCAAAUGCGGUCGAGCCAAAGUCGUGACGAAAAUGUCAAUGCGAUGCUCUCUGAGCUUUUCCCAGGAAUUCCCAAUUAGCAAAGCUCCUCUAAUUUCCACAUUCUCCAUACUAAUUGGACGUUUCGCCGUCUCAGCCCACGCACUCUUACCCCCCUCUUCUCUCAGACAUGCGAAAUAGCGGCGGUCAUCAUCGGAUACGCCCUACACGACAGUUUCCGGCUCGGCAUUUCCAAUCAACUUCAGGUUUCGUUUGCUCUUUUUUUUCCUAUAUCUAUUAAAUUUGCAUUUUCAGACGGGUAUGGUUCGAUAUCACGAGAGUCGGGGAGUCGAGACCGCCUGGGACAAAACGCAUCAGGUGAGGGAAAGUGACAAAUGAUAAUGGACGGAGAGUGGGUAAUCCGAGUGGGCGGGGAUUAGGGAAAACGGGUGAAUGGGGAGGAGACCUUAUUCAGAAAAGAGACCGGAAAUGGGAAAAUAUGUGGAGAGGGAGUCGAAUAUUUCACUUUUUCUCAAAACUAUCACAUUUUUUACUUGCAAUCAACCGGUCGGUAACUAUUCUCAGCAUUCUCUGGGAUUGGGAAAUAAAUCUUGAAAGUUUCAAUUCGAUUGGAUUUUUGCCGAUUACCUGAUCAGAAGGUAUACUGAAACGAGACAGAUUCUCAUCCUUAAAUUUCGAUUAAACUAUUAGCACACUGAAAUGACAUAGAGCGCGGAAGAGAGCGAUUUCCAGAUUUCUGCGACUGCAAUAGGGGUUUUCAGUCUGAAAUCGAUAAAUCUCCAGAUCCGUAAAUUUGCAAAGUACAUAGAUAUUCCAAAUCGAUACUGAUAAUAUUGCAAAGUUUGCGUCCGAUUGGAUAACUGGGUCAAAAAGGUCCUAAAGCCAGCCCUGGCGCAUAGCCGAGUCCGGAGACGUUACAAGGAGGUUCUAUACAAUUAAAUCAAUUAAAGGUUCUAAACAAUUUACACAAAAAAGGUGUCGACUGUCAUUCCCUUCUCCUAUUCGCAUAUCAUCGAAUCUCUCGAUUUGCAGUUGUUCGAGUGCUGCGGAGUGACGAAUUCGUCCGAUUGGCUCACGUUCACAACGAUUCCCGACUCGUGCUGCAUCGAAGAAAUGGAGGGGUGCGCGCGCGAGAAUGCUCCGCUUUUCGAGCCCGGAUGCAUCCACAGUGUCGAACGUAACACCCACUCUAUUCCAGCUCAAAUAAUGCCGGUCGCUUGCAGAAUGGGUGCUCCGAAACGGCGCGAUGGUCGGCGGAAUCUGUGCCGUUCUCGCGGCGAUCCAGCUCGUCGGCGUCUGCUUUGCCUGUUGUCUUUCAAAGUCGAUUCUCAAGGAUUUCCAUGACUUUUACUAUUAG